Mauremys reevesii (Reeves's turtle) is the source of this 7351-nucleotide messenger RNA. RefSeq names its product roundabout guidance receptor 1 (gene ROBO1). Bases 559 to 5661 code for a protein of 1700 amino acids. The record is from RefSeq and is a predicted model, not a curated record. Gene Ontology annotation, cellular component: neuronal cell body; axon; plasma membrane. Gene Ontology annotation, molecular function: axon guidance receptor activity; protein binding. Lineage: Eukaryota; Metazoa; Chordata; Testudines; Geoemydidae. Gene Ontology annotation, biological process: Roundabout signaling pathway; axon guidance; axon midline choice point recognition. The transcript is spliced from 33 exons.
GCAAACUAGUGAACAGUAUGUGGUAUAAAUUACAGAAAACAGUGUAAACAGUGUAAACAGAAGUCUCAGCUGGGCAAAUAAUCUUUUGAUUUUAAUGAAGCUAUGCUGAUUGACAACAGUUGAGUAUCUAAAUUAAGCUUAUAUAGGCAAAAACAGACAUGCUCAAGCAGUGCUAAAUUAAGAGGGGUAAAGAGAAUGAAUAUGGGUUCAUCUUAAAUCAGCAGAGACAGAGAGAUCCAGGAGUAUUGUUACAAAUGAUUGGAGAUGCAGCAGAAAAAGCACUUACACCAAGAGUAGUUAGAUUGUAGCCUUCAUUCUCCAUUGCCUGCCACCUCAUAUAAUCAUUCCUGCCUGUGCAAAGUGGGCAUAAAAUGUUACCAAACUAGAAUUACAGUAUUUAGCUCCUAAUUUACCUAGAUGUAAAUGACUAUACAAGGUGCAAAGAUGUGGAAAAUCAGGCCUAAGUCCUCAUUAUCAGUGACAUCUCUGGGAGUAUGAGCAGACUGAAGAUAACACUUAAAUGCUGCUGAGCUGGUGUAAUGCAAGGAAGGAAACAUCAUGAAAUGGGAAUAUUAUCCUUUUUUUGUCAUUGUAGCUGUACUCAGCCUGUCCAGGUCCCACCAGUUACUGGGUCAGAUUAUUCCAGCUCUGGUGUUGUUUCCGACAGACUCUGAUGACCUAGAGAGGGGGAACGACAGCGGGACACCACUUCCCACCUCUGAUAAUGAUGACAAUUCGCUGGGCUACACAGGCUCCCGUCUCCGUCAAGAAGAUUUCCCACCUCGAAUUGUUGAGCACCCUUCUGAUCUAAUUGUUUCAAAAGGAGAACCAGCAACUUUGAACUGUAAGGCUGAAGGCAGGCCAACCCCAACUAUUGAGUGGUAUAAAGGGGGUGAAAGAGUUGAAACUGACAAAGAUGACCCUCGCUCCCAUCGGAUGUUGCUGCCCAGCGGAUCUUUAUUUUUCUUACGCAUAGUACAUGGACGCAAAAGUAGACCAGAUGAAGGAGUCUAUGUCUGUGUUGCAAGGAAUUACCUUGGUGAAGCUGUGAGUCAUAAUGCAUCGCUGGAGGUAGCAAUAUUACGAGAUGACUUCAGACAGAACCCUUCUGAUGUAAUGGUAGCUGUGGGUGAACCUGCUGUGAUGGAAUGCCAACCCCCAAGAGGCCAUCCAGAACCCACUAUUUCAUGGAAAAAAGAUGGGUCCCCACUGGAUGACAAAGAUGAACGAAUUACAAUCAGAGGAGGAAAGCUCAUGAUUACCUACACAAAAAAGAAUGAUGCUGGCAAGUAUGUCUGUGUUGGAACAAAUAUGGUGGGAGAACGAGAGAGUGAAGUGGCAGAGCUCACCGUUUUAGAAAGACCAUCUUUUGUGAAGAGACCCAGUAAUUUGGCCGUAACUGUGGAAGACAGUGCAGAGUUUAAAUGUGAGGCUCGGGGUGACCCUGUGCCUACAGUAAGAUGGCGAAAAGAUGAUGGGGAGUUACCAAAAGCAAGAUAUGAAAUCCGUGAUGAUCACACCCUGAAAAUCCGGAAAGUUAUGGCAGGAGACAUGGGGUCUUAUACUUGUGUUGCCGAAAAUAUGGUUGGAAAAGCUGAAGCAUCAGCAACUCUGACAGUUCAAGUUGUGUCUGAACCUCCUCAUUUUGUUGUGAAACCUCGUGACCAGGUGGCUGCAUUGGGACGGACAGUGACUUUCCAGUGCGAAGCAACUGGAAACCCUCAACCAGCCAUCUUUUGGCGGAGGGAGGGAAGUCAGAAUCUGCUUUUCUCAUACCAGCCGCCACAGUCAUCCAGCCGCUUUUCAGUCUCCCAGACUGGUGACCUCACAAUCACAAGCGUCCAGAGGUCUGACGUUGGGUACUAUAUCUGUCAGACUUUAAACGUUGCAGGAAGUAUCACAACAAAAGCGUACUUGGAAGUUACUGAUGUGAUUGCAGACCGGCCUCCCCCAGUCAUUCGACAGGGUCCUGUGAAUCAGACUGUAGCUGUGGAUGGUACGUUAGUACUCAGCUGUGUGGCCACAGGCAUUCUAGUGCCCACAAUCCUCUGGAGAAAGGAUGGGGUCCUCAUCUCUACCCAGGACUCUCGCAUCAAGCAGCUGGAGACAGGAGCUUUACAGAUCCGAUAUGCCAAGCUGGGUGACACUGGUCGGUACACCUGCAUUGCCUCAACUCCAAGUGGCGAAGCUACCUGGAGUGCUUAUAUUGAGGUCCAAGAGUUUGGAGUUCCAGUGCAACCACCAAGACCCACUGACCCAAACUUGAUUCCUAGUGCACCCUCAAAACCUGAAGUUACAGAUGUCAGCAGAAAUACAGUAACACUGUCAUGGCAACCUAAUUUGAAUUCAGGUGCAACUCCAACGUCUUAUAUAAUAGAGGCCUUCAGCCAUGCAUCUGGUAGCAGUUGGCAAACUGUAGCAGAAAAUGUGAAAACUGAAAGUUUUGCAGUUAAAGGGCUGAAACCUAAUGCAAUUUACCUCUUCCUUGUGAGGGCAGCUAAUGCAUAUGGACUUAGUGAUCCUAGCCAGAUAUCUGACCCAGUGAAAACUCAAGACACACCUGCUCUUCUGCCCCUCCUUGAUUGUUUCCUGGUUUCUGUGGUGUUUGGAGUGUGCUUUGGAGAUUCCCCAUCCCUGCAGGAAAGAGAGAGUUGCAUGAUGAGAGAUGUUCCACCUACAAGCCAGGGUGUGGAUCACAAACAGGUCCAGAGAGAGCUCGGGGAUGUGGUUCUGCAUCUUCACAACCCCACUAUCCUUUCUUCUUCCUCAAUUGAAGUUCAUUGGACAGUGGACCAGCAAUCCCAGUACAUUCAGGGAUAUAAAAUUCUCUAUAGGCCUGCCACUGCAUCCCACGGCGAAUCUGAAUGGUUAAUUUUUGAAGUGAGAACACCAACCAAAAAUAGUGUCGUCAUUCCAGAGCUGAAGAAAGGUGUAAACUAUGAAAUCAAGGCCCGCCCUUUUUUUAACGAGUUUCAAGGAGCAGAUAGCGAAGUGAAAUUUGCAAAAACCCUAGAAGAAGCUCCUAGUGCUCCACCUCAAAGUGUUUCAGUGACUAAGAAUGACGGAAAUGGGACUGCAAUUGUGGUUACCUGGCAGCCACCCCCUGAGGAUACCCAGAAUGGAAUGGUCCAAGAAUAUAAGGUUUGGUGCCUGGGCAAUGAAAGCAGAUACCACAUAAACAAGACAGUAGAUGGUUCCACCUUUUCUGUAGUCAUCCUUUCCUUAGUUCCUGGUAUUCGAUACAGUGUGGAAGUAGCAGCAAGUACUGGGGCAGGACCUGGAGUGAAAAGUGAGCCACAGUUUAUCCAGUUAGAUUCCCAUGGAAACCCUGUGUCACCAGAAGACCAAGUCAGCUUAGCCCAGCAGAUUUCAGAUGUUGUAAAGCAGCCAGCUUUCAUUGCUGGCAUUGGUGCAGCCUGUUGGAUUAUUCUUAUGGUCUUCAGCAUCUGGUUAUACCGCCACCGAAAGAAGCGAAAUGGACUCACUAGUACUUACGCUGGUAUCAGAAAAGUCCCGUCUUUUACCUUCACACCAACAGUAACCUAUCAGAGAGGAGGAGAAGCUGUAAGCAGUGGAGGCAGACCAGGACUUCUAAACAUCAGUGAACCUGCCCCUCAACCAUGGCUAGCAGAUACAUGGCCCAACACUGGUAACAAUCACAAUGACUGCUCCAUCAACUGCUGCACCUCAGCCAAUGGAAACAGUGAUAGCAACCUCACAACGUACAGUCGACCAGCUGAUUGUAUAGCAAAUUACAACAACCAGCUGGAAAGCAAGCAAACAAACCUGAUGCUGCCUGAGUCAACUGUUUAUGGUGAUGUGGACUUGAGCAACAAAAUCAAUGAGAUGAAAACCUUCAAUAGCCCAAAUCUAAAGGAUGGAAGAUUUGUCAACCAACCUGGGCAGCCCACUCCUUAUGCAACCACUCAGCUCAUCCAAUCAAGCAUCAGCAAUAAUGUUAACAGCAGCAGUGGGGAUACAAAUGAGAAACACUGGAAACCCUCUGUUCAGCAAAAACAAGAGGUUGCACCCAUACAGUACAACAUUAUGGAGCAAAACAAAUUAAACAAAGAUUACAGAGUAAAUGACAAUAAUGCUCCAACUAUUCCAUACAACCAGUCCUAUGACCAGAAUACAGGAGGGUCCUACAACAGUUCAGAUCGGGGCAGUAGUACAUCUGGGAGUCAAGGACACAAGAAGGGUGCCCGCACCCCUAAGGUACCCAAACAGGCUGGCAUGAACUGGGCAGAUCUACUUCCACCUCCCCCAGCACACCCUCCUCCCCACAGCAAUAGUGAAGAGUACAGUCUUUCUGUGGAUGAAAGUUAUGACCAAGAAAUUCCAUGUCCAGUGCCGCCUGCAAGGAUGUAUCUACAGCAGGAUGAGCUAGAGGAAGAAGAAGAUGAAGAGCGAGGUCCUACACCUCCAGUCCGAGGAGCAGCUUCCUCUCCCGCAGCUGUCUCCUACAGCCACCAGUCCACUGCCACUCUAACACCCUCACCCCAAGAAGAACUACAGCCCAUGUUACAGGAUUGUCAGGAAGAAAUAGGCCACAUGCAACACCAACCUGACCGGAGACGUCAGCCUGUGAGUCCUCCACCCCCUCCAAGGCCUAUUUCUCCACCACACACCUAUGGUUACAUUUCAGGACCCCUUGUCUCAGAUAUGGAUACUGAUGCACCAGAAGAGGAAGAGGAUGAGGCAGAAAUAGAGGUUGCCAAGAUGCAGAACAGAAGGCUCCUUUUGCGUGGCCUUGAGCAGACACCUGCCUCGAGUGUUGGGGAUUUGGAAAGCUCUGUAACAGGAUCCAUGAUUAAUGGCUGGGGCUCAGCCUCAGAAGAAGACAACAUCUCAAGUGGCCGGUCCAGUGUUAGCUCUUCUGAUGGAUCAUUUUUUACUGAUGCAGAUUUUGCACAGGCUGUUGCUGCAGCAGCAGAAUAUGCUGGUCUUAAAGUAGCAAGGCGUCAAGUGCAGGAUGCAGCAGGAGGCCGAAGACAUUUUCAUGCAUCACACUGCCCUAGACCCACCAGCCCUGUGUCUACUGACAGCAACAUGAGUGCUGUUGUAAUACAAAAGGUCCGACCUGCCAAAAAGCAAAAACACCAGCCAGGACAUCUGCGCAGAGAAGUCUACACAGAUGACCUGCCACCCCCUCCAGUGCCACCUCCUGCUAUUAAAUCUCCUACUGCCCAGUCCAAGUCACAGCUGGAGGUGCGACCUGUCAUGUUGCCAAAACUUGCCUCUAUAGAACCGAGAACAGACUGGUCCUCGGAAAGAAAAGGAGCAAGCUACAAAGGGAGGGAAGGGGCAGAUGGCAGACAGCAUUCUGAUGUGCGGACAAAUUCAGGAGAGCGCAGAGAAUUGCAGGAACAGCAAAAUGAUGGGAAACUGCGAGGAAUCAAAGCAGCAAAGCGAGAAGGCACACCAGCAAAAACUCAUCUUCUCCAAGAGGACAUCUUACCAUAUUGUAGGCCUACGUUUCCAACAUCAAAUAAUCCAAGAGAUCCCAGUUCCUCCAGCUCUAUGUCAUCAAGAGGAUCGGGAGGUAGACAAAGGGCAGAUCAAACCAAUAUAGGCCGAAGAAAUGCUGCAGAAAUGCAAAUACUGGGAGCAUAUGAACAAGGAGAAGAAGAAGAAGAAUUAGAGGAAACCGAAAGCUGAAGAGGACAAGAGAUGUACUGUAACAUGCUUUGAAAUCUAAUCAGAAAAAUAUCACUUAAGAUGCCUCGAGUCUGAUGAUGUUUGACGCCAGAAAUAAUGUUCAGUGCAAUCAGAGUGUACAAACUUUCAUUUUUAUUCAUGCCAUCAGAACGCUAGUCUUUAUUUUACUAUUUCUUUUUAACCCCUUUUCAUUAUGAACAGCCCCUGACUAUUGCAUAACGCUAAGUGUAUCACCUUCUUUCUGCCCAAAAGGCAGGUAAUCUGCUCUUCCUUGUGUGGAUGCCAACUGGCACUUCAGGAUUUGGACAGAAGAGGGUGCCAAAACCUGGGAUUCCUAGUUUUCACCCUGCAGGCGGCACCAAGCCAGUUGAUACAGCACCGAGCCAGUUGAUAAUCUUCCAUGUAAUAUAGCAUUGAUUAAAAAUACUAAGUUGCAUAAAGUGAAAUUUAUGCAAAGGGUUCUUCUAAUGUAGUGGCUUUACUCUAGCCUGCAGUUAGUGCAAAGGGUAACUUGCAUUUUCAAAAUAGACUGUUCCUUUUAUUUCCUGCCAGUUUCUCAAUUACCCUUUGCAGCAGCAAAAGAAUUACUUUGUAAAAUGCAACUAGAAGCAAUUUGGGGCGGGGUAGCUCAUAUUGUAAAUAUAUACUCAUUUUAAAGCCCCUGUGGUACUUUAAUUUGUCUUCCCCAUUUUCAUCAUUCAAGUACAUUCUUAUUGAAAAUGUCCUUUGGGAUAGGCAGGAGCCAAGCCAGUAGAAACUCUGGUGGUCUAGUCAUGGCAUGAAUAAGCCUAUUAGAAACUUGUUCUAAUUUUCAAUUUAAAUGAUGCAUAAAAAUAAGCAAGGAAAAUAAUGGACAUUUUUAAUAAUAAUUGGGUAAGGACAUCGUUAUUGCGACUGGCCCAAAUCUCAGACCUCUACUUGUAGUAUCAAUUCACCUUAAAGAAGUGCCAUUUAAGAUGUUUUGUUUGAUCUUGGGGUUUGUUUUGUUUUGUAAUGCACUGCUUUUUUUUUUUUUUGGUUUUAAAAGCACAAUCACUAAACUUUAUUUGUAAACCAUUGUAACUAUUAACCUUUUUUGUCUUAUUGAAAAAUGUUAAAAAGCAUUUGUUUGGGACUUGUUUUCAUCUUUUUGUUAAUGCUUUAUGUUUGUAUUUGGAAUAUUUGAAUGAUGACAGAUGGUAAAGUAACAUACUUACACGUGGGCCAUAAACAGAACAGUUCUCACUUUUCCUGGACUUGUGGAACAUUCUCAAGUUUACUGUGGCCUAUCUCAACAGUGGAUUUUCAUAAAAGCUGAAAUAGAGGCAUUAGUUGUGUUGAAUUUUGCCAAAUGAUGUCCUCUCUCUGUAGAUUUUAUUAUCUUUUCUGUAAUUAUAUGAUUUCUUUGUCAUUGGUGCUAAUGGAAAAUUGUGUGUUUGUUUAUGGACAGCUAUCAGGACUAGCCCCAAUGGAAGAAAAAAAGAGUGUUUUGGUGUUAACUGAGGACUGAAAUUUUUCAUUUAGUUAAUUUUUUAAAAAAUGGUUACAUAGAAAGGAUGUGCAGUACUAAGGGAACAAUCUAUGUGAUUGAUGUUUUCAUUAUGCUCAUGUAAGAAACCUCAUAUUUUAGCCAUAAUUUUGCAUACUGAGGAUCCAAUAAUCAGAAAAGUAAUUUUUGUCACAUUAUUUAUUAAAAAUGUUCUCAAAUACA